GCGACCGAGCUGUUGCGAGGGGCGAUCGGAUCGGGGCCGCGCGCAGGAAAAGCGGAUGACCACCACGGAGCUGUCACGUCACGGAUCCGCAGCGAGAUGCUGAGGUGACAAGCAGAAGAAGGAACGGCACGACCUUUAUUUACCCCAACAGCAUUCCCCCCCUCGCCGGUUUCUUUUUUUUUUAUUUGUUUUUUUUGUUAUAUCGACACCGCCUUCUCUCUCCCUAUGGACGGUCCGCGCGUCAUGGCAUUCCUCUCGACGUCGUCCCCGCCGCUUCAAAACCUUGAGGAUAUUUUGUAACCACACCCGGCUGUUCUGAGGAUCAAGGAUUGCCGAGGACCCUCCGUCCUGUUCCAAAUGCCCGGCCCAGUCUGAGGUGCCUGGUCAAAGGGAAGCAGUGAGGGCAGCGUCCCGGUUCCACAGACGGGAUGAGCGGGGGAGCAGAGCAAGCUGACAUCCUGAGCGGCCUCUCCCUGGUCAAGGAACGAUGGAAAGUGGUAAAGAAGAUUGGGGGCGGGGGUUUCGGGGAGAUCUACGAGGCUCAGGACCUGCUGACGCGGGGCAGCGUGGCGCUGAAGGUGGAGUCGGCCCAGCAGCCGAAACAAGUGCUAAAGAUGGAGGUCGCCGUUCUGAAGAAGCUCCAGGGUAAAGAUCACGUGUGUCGCUUUGUGGGAUGUGGCCGCAACGACCGCUUCAACUACGUGGUGAUGGAGCUUCAGGGUCGAAACCUGGCCGACCUGAGGAGAAGCAUGCCUCGGGGAACGUUCAGCAUCAGCACCACCCUGCGUCUGGGCCGCCAGAUCCUGGAGGCCAUAGAGAGCAUCCACUCUGUCGGAUUCUUACAUCGGGACAUCAAACCGUCCAAUUUCGCCAUGGGCCGCUUUCCCAGUACUUGUCGGACUUGUUACAUGUUGGACUUCGGCCUGGCUCGUCAGUUCACCAACUCCUGUCAGGAGGUUCGCCCCCCUCGUCCAGUCGCAGGGUUCAGGGGAACGGUUCGGUACGCCUCUGUCAACGCACACAAGAACAAGGAGAUGGGUCGCCAUGAUGACCUGUGGUCCCUCUUCUACAUGUUGGUGGAGUUUUUGGUUGGACAGUUGCCGUGGAGGAAGAUCAAAGACAAAGAACACGUGGGGAAGCUGAAGGACACUUACGACCAUCGCCUGAUGCUCAAACAUCUGCCGGCAGAGUUCGGCGUGUUCUUGGAACACAUUUCCAGCCUCGACUACUACACCAAGCCUGACUACCAGCUGUUGAUGUCCGUGUUUGACAACAGCAUGAAGACCUACAACGUUGUGGAAAACGACCCUUACGACUGGGAGCGGACCAGCACAGACGGCACUCUGACGAUCAGCGCCAGCGCCACAACGCCGCAGCAUCACACCCGACUCACUCCGGCACAGAUGGGCAUGGUGAACGCCUCGUUGAUCCCCGGCGACCUGCUGAGGGAGAAUACAGACGAGGUGCUGCAGGACGAGCAGCUCAGCGACGUGGAGAACAACCCCGCUCCUGAGCGCGCGCUGGGCUCCCCCCAGCACCAGCAUCGCAACCAGGAGGCCGACGUCUGGGAAGAGCUCGACCGGAACCGGAACCGGAUCAGGACGGGACACUGGAAGACUGCGGCAGAGGAGGAACAAAGCAACAACCAGGGUAAACAAGGACACCAGAGCCCCUACACAGGACUAAGUCUGGGCUCACCCGUCAAACCGCACUCAGAGGCGGUGGCUGCUGACCGGGACGCCCCUCUGCUGAGAAAGCUCCGCAACAUCCACAGCUUAGAGCUGGAGAGGAGGCUGGGCCUCGACCCGAAGGCCAGCCCAGAGCGUCUCCUGGAUAACUGUUCAGGAAAACAGCAGUUCGGCGUCCAGCAUCAGGGAAAGGAAGCUGCUAUCGUCCCAGCAACUCAGGGUCAAACCGCCGGGGAGCGUCCCGAUAGGGUCUGGCACUACGACGAGGAGUUCCUGUCCGGAGCUGCUUCUCCCAAACCGGCUUCGCCUGGGUCUUUUGAGCAGGGAGAGGGGGCAGCCAGCAGUGGUGGCUUUGUGGCGCUUAAUCUGAGCUCUGGGAGGCAGGAGAUUGAUUCAAGAGAGUGGGUAAUAGUGGAGCGCCCCGGGGGCUCCCCCGGAGCCAAAGCUACAGCCAGCCCUUCCGAGGAGGAUGAGGAGCCAGAGGUGCUCCAGCCAGAGGAACCAUCUCCCGGGUGGGAAAAGGCAAGCCCAGGUCCUAAUUGUAGCAGAGCUAAGCAGGAAAGUGCAGCUUCCUCCAGAGGAAGCGCAAAAGUGGACAAGUUGGAGCUCAGCGUGGGGCCUGUGGGGGCCCUGCCUCCUAUUACUCCAACCAGCCCAGCCGAGGCUCUGGCCGAGGGAAUCCUCACUCAGCUCCCCACCUCUCCUCCGUCUCUACCCGAGGAGGUCCUGGCCCGGACGUCAAGCCCCGUCCCACUCCGCUCUCCCAGUCCUCACACCCUCCUGACCACGUUGUCGGAUCCGCUGCACCAGCGGCAGUCAGCGGGCCUGAGGCGCAGCCAGUCCGCCGACCAGCAGCCGCAGCAGGAUCGUCCACCCUCCUCCUCCUCCUCCUGCCACGCCUCCCUCCCUCUGCCGGCGGACCUCUCCCCGGGCGCUCGCUCGCACGGCCGCAGGAAACUGCCGGCCAUCCCCGCCGGUGCCGCCAACACCAAGUUCCCCUCAGUCAUACGUAUCACCCGUGCCCAGCUCCAGCAGCUGACGGCCCAGCGUCCUUCGGGUCUGUCCUCGCAGUCGGGAUCAGACAGCGCUCCGCAUUGCCUCCUUUUGGAGAGGCGUGGUGAAGCUGAAGCUGAGACUCAGCAGAUCAAGGAGCUCUCGGGGGGAGUCAGCUCCCAACAGGACCAGGUGCCCACCCACCCAGGGACGCCAACGGACCCCCUGGCUGAAACAGUGGUGAACGGGGACGCUCACACCAAAGCUCAGAGCCCUGUGCCAAGCCGUGCGUCCUCCCCCCGCUCGCCUCACUCGCCUCCUCAGUUCUCUCCUCGCUGCCCACGCAGCCCCCUGUUUACCAACGGCUGUCUCUCCCCUCCUUAUGUUGCCCACGCUGCUGGAGAUUUCUCAAAACUAAAAGACCCUGACAACGACACUACCCCCACGCCAUGUGCCACAGAAGCACAAGCCAGGGAGGAAGGCAGGGGAAAUGUGAUUCUCACCCCAUCUUGCUCCUCACCCGCUGCCCCCCGCAAGGACCCCAGCCGCAGACAAAGUCGCAUCCCCGUGCUCGAGCCCUCCAGCCUGCUCGAGCUCCCCCCUCCGGGGUCGGCCAAGGAGAAACUUUUGCAGAAAAAAGCCAGCCACCACGGCCCCGUCCCCUCUCCCACCGCCUCCCCGUCCCUCUCCGACCGGCGCGGUGCCAUCGUGGCCUCCCUCGCCAGGGAUCCGCUGUCGUCCACUUCCGACCGCUCCCAGGACGAGGACUCUCUCAUAGGCUCACGCUCCGACCGCCAGGGGGAUGAGGCUCUGUCUCUGUCCUCCUCCUCCAGCCCCCUCUCUCGGAAAAGCAGGAUCCCUCGUCCGGUUCACCCGGCCACCUCCGCGGAGCAGUUAAACCCGCAGUUCCUGCCACGCCCGCCGCCUGGGAAGCCACCUAGUCGUGCCACAGUGGAGGGCAGACUCAGGCGUUACCGCAUCCGGGCUGGCAGCAACAGCGACUCGGACCUCCUGUCGUGCAUCGCCCAACUGAUGCACGGCUCCCGGGGCUCCCCGCUCCACCACCGCUCCUCGCCCCAGCACGCCGCCUCCAGGACGGCCGUCUGCAGCCUGACCAGCUCGCCUCACCACCACCACCACCACCACCGCAGCUCCAGCGCCUCGCCGCGCAGCUCCUCCUCGCUGCAGCGCUCCGUCAGCUCCUCGCCCUCCCGCCACGAGCACCGCGGCGGAGGGGGCGGGGGCUGCCUGGGCCGGAGCCACUCGCCUCCCAGCUUCUCGGGGUCGCCGCCGCCCCGCCGCUUCUACCUCCACCACCAGGAGACGUGUUGCAGUCGGCAGGCGCGCACCAGCCCGCUCCACCUGUCCAGGGGGAAGGGCUGCAGCCGAGAGGGCAAGUGCUCCAGCAAGCUGAGCAGAUAAUUUCUCACCGGAUUGUCAUGCCAUAGCAGAGGAAAUAAGGCGUCGAGUAAGGAUGGGAUAGACAUCAGUCAGAAUAAAAAGCCUGAGUCUUCCUGGUCAAUCGGUAAAA
This is a messenger RNA of Fundulus heteroclitus (mummichog), 4212 nucleotides long. It is a transcript of the gene ttbk2a, whose product is annotated as tau tubulin kinase 2a. Gene Ontology annotation, cellular component: cytoplasm; nucleus; ciliary basal body. Lineage: Eukaryota; Metazoa; Chordata; Actinopteri; Cyprinodontiformes; Fundulidae. Gene Ontology annotation, biological process: peptidyl-serine phosphorylation; signal transduction; cilium assembly. The transcript is spliced from 16 exons. Gene Ontology annotation, molecular function: protein serine/threonine kinase activity; ATP binding. The coding region runs from base 429 to 4103 and encodes 1224 amino acids. The record is from RefSeq and is a predicted model, not a curated record.